CAGCACCACCUUUUUUUCCUCUCAUGCAAUACCAAAACUGACCCCGCCUGGCAGAGGGACUCUGCUCGGCGAGCAGAGCGGUGCCCGCACCGCCGGCACACCGCGGGAGCCGCCGCUCCCCCCGACCCUCCGCAGCCCCUCCGGGGCACCGCGGCUGCAAGUACCCGCGGCAGGCGCCGGGCUGGGGGGACUCCUCCGGGCGCUGGGGAGCGGUCACUGCCCACGGGCUGUUCCUUUGUCCCAGCCCGGCCGCGACCGUGGGGCGGCGGCGGCGGCGACUGAGAGCGGCCCCCGGAGGGCAUUUCCAGGAGGCAGCGGGGCCGGGACCCGGCAGGAAAUGGAAGGAUGAAGUGUGCAGCCGGAGCGGUGAUGUUCCUUCUCUCCUUGCUUUCCCCUGCAGGAACGUAAUCCGCAAUGCUAGUUCUCAGGUUUCUCAAUGUUGUCGCUCCAGCCUACUUCUUGUGCAUCUCCCUAGUGACCUUCGUCCUCCAGAUCUUUCUCUUCAUCCCCAGCAUGUUCAGAGACCCUUCCACCACCCCACUUUUCUCUCCUGCUCUGCUGCAUGGGGCCCUCUUCCUCUUCCUCUCAGCUAAUGCCUUAGGCAACUACGUCCUUGUGAUCCAGAGCUCCCCCGAGGACUUGGGCAAGGGCUUAAAUUUGGGCAAAGGAUCCGAAGUGGUGGCGGACUGGCUGGAUGGAAGCAGGUCCCCUGGUUCAGCCUUGCCCAGCACUCACUUCUGUAGACUGUGUGCCAGAGUCACCCAGAGGCAUGACCACCACUGUUUCUUCACAGGGAACUGCAUUGGGAGCAGGAACAUGCGAAACUUCAUCAUGUUCUGCCUCUACACCUCCCUGGCUUGCCUCGAUUCCCUGGUGGCAGGCAUGGCUUACAUUUCUGCUGCACUCUCCAUGUCCUUUGCGAACCCUCUGGCCUUCCUCACUCUGCUGCCUCAUUCCAUCAGCCAGUUCUUCUCAGGAGCUCUCCUUAGCUCUGAGAUGUUUGUCAUCCUCAUGCUCUACCUCUGGCUUGGGAUUGGACUGGCCUGCGCUGGCUUCUGCUGCCACCAGAUACUGCUGAUCCUUCGUGGGCAGACGCGGUACCAGGUGCGGAAGGGGAUGGUGGUAAGAGCCCGGCCCUGGAGGGAGAACCUGCAAGAGGUCUUUGGCAAGAGGUGGCUGCUAGGACUACUCAUCCCUGUGCUGAACGUGGGAAGUGACUGCCGUAGGCAGAAAGAGAAAUAAAAUUCCUGGGAACGUGUGUGUGUAUCCCAUGUACACACCACCUUCCCUCUUCUCUCCCACUGUCUCCUGGAUCACUAAAGAGAUGGGCUACUCCAUCUCUCAGGAUUGCAGUCUCCGUGGGAGGAAAUGACUGGCUAUCAAACAGAAUAAAUUUAGCAUAUUAACAAGGAGAUCACAAACCACGUAGAUGAAGAGUUACUGCAGCUUAGUAGUCACAUCAGUGCACCUGCAUAUGUGGCAACAGUCUGUGAACUAGCAGAAAAAUUAGUCAGACCCUUCUGUGGCUUCCUGCCUUACUCCUCCAGCCCCCAGCCUCAUUAGCCACCCUGUAUAGUCCCUAAUGAACCGCAGCAGGAGCUUCAGAGAGCGUGGGCUGUUGUGGUAGACUGCAAAAAGGGUGUCUGUUCCAUAGGAGGGAUUUGCAGGGUGCCUUUUCUGGCUCUUAUAUACUUGAGGUGACUUCAUAGUACUGAGAAGCCUUUAAUGACAGAACUGCAAUGCAAUCAAGCUGCCUAGGAGCAGGAUAUGCACAUGGCUAAUGCGGCAGGCAAACCUCUCCAGAGGCUAGAAAAUCAGGGAGAGAAAGAGAAAUUCAGAAUUUGUCAUUUCUGUUCUUGAUCUGCUCCCUAUGCAAUGGUAAGUCAGGACUGCAGCUCUGCUACUUAUUUUUAGCAGUCCUUUGCCCAAUGACACAGUCCAGGCAGAGCUGCCCUUCUGAUGGGGAACAGCAAGCAGAUAAAUCACAAUCAGACAGAGGCACAAGGAGAGGAAACCGCAAAGGUGAAUGAAAAGGCUGUGUCUGAGAAGCUGUGAAAUGAGGCAGGCUAUGCCUGCCUGGGAGAGAGAGAGAACAAGUGUGGGUACACAGCGAGCUGUCAGGAGGGUGCCAGGAGCCCUGCUGAUGUGUCUGA
Molecule: messenger RNA, 2153 nt
Organism: Pezoporus flaviventris
Lineage: Eukaryota; Metazoa; Chordata; Aves; Psittaciformes; Psittacidae
Gene: ZDHHC22
Product: zinc finger DHHC-type palmitoyltransferase 22
Exons: 2
Coding region: 415-1242 (275 amino acids)
Biological process (GO): protein palmitoylation
Cellular component (GO): Golgi apparatus
Molecular function (GO): palmitoyltransferase activity
Source: RefSeq, a predicted model, not a curated record